GAGGUGUCAGCUUACCUUCCUGUGGUCAAAAUGUGUGACAAGCCUGACCUGUCUGAAGUGGAGAAGUUUGACAAAAAGAAGAGGAAGAAAACCAACAUGGAAGAGAAGAACACCCUUCCUUCCAAGGAGACUACUGAACAGGAGAAGGGAUGUGGGAAGACAUCAUAGAGAUGGCCCAUGAUGUGAAGCGUCCGUUCUCUCUUCCUUACUCUUGUUUGCGUUAA
Euleptes europaea (tarantolino) is the source of this 224-nucleotide messenger RNA. RefSeq names its product thymosin beta-15A homolog. Gene Ontology annotation, cellular component: cytoplasm. The transcript has a single exon. Gene Ontology annotation, molecular function: actin monomer binding. The record is from RefSeq and is a predicted model, not a curated record. Lineage: Eukaryota; Metazoa; Chordata; Lepidosauria; Squamata; Sphaerodactylidae. Gene Ontology annotation, biological process: actin filament organization; regulation of cell migration. The coding region runs from base 31 to 168 and encodes 45 amino acids.